Thrips palmi is the source of this 2459-nucleotide messenger RNA. RefSeq lists its product as uncharacterized. The coding region runs from base 172 to 903 and encodes 243 amino acids. NCBI's taxonomy places the organism in Eukaryota, Metazoa, Arthropoda, Insecta, Thysanoptera, Thripidae. The transcript has 6 exons. The record is from RefSeq and is a predicted model, not a curated record.
AGGCUCCCACCAUUCACCGCCUUCUUCUGCAAGCUGUGGCAGCUUCUGCUAGAAACUCAGCUGAAAACCUGAAAACAGAAAGAAACCAGGACAGAAACACAAGUUUUGCCUUUCGAAAUCUCUCCAGGAUUCCUUCAUAAUUUGGUGUCGUUUUUCCUAAGUCCUCUAACAAUGAAGGAAAAGAACGAGGGAUCAGCUUCGUCACCUGAUGCAGAAACGCUUGCUCAGACAUGCCAGUAUCUAGAAGCAAUGACACUUCAGGCUCAAACAGAUGUUAGAUCAAUGUUUGCCAAGAUUGUGGAAGCAGUACAUUCUCGAGAAAAGCAGUUGCUUCGACAGAUAGAUGUGGCUCAUAGCCAGCAAUUGGGUCUAGUUCAGUCCAAGCCAGAAAGUGCUGUGUCCGAAAGGGUCCCUCAUGUAUCUGUUCAACUAGACCAGGAAAAGACGAUUUUGGAAUUAAUCUCCAAUGUUGGAACAGUUGGACUUACUGGAGGUAGUCUUGUUGUUCUGGAUGGAGACGGUUCUUUUCUUCAAAGAGUGGAAGAUUACCAAGACGCCAAUCAGGAUCACAUGUCUAUGUUCAAGCCUGUCCCAAUGGGGUCAUCAAUGUCUCCUGUUAAUGAGACUGUUAUUCGUUUUACUCAUAUCACUUUGCCCCAAAAUUCACCGGGCCCAUCCGAAAAUUCUAGUGAAGUUGAUGAAUCUACUUCAGAAUUUGUGACCCCUCAGCACCAGCACAUGAAUGGCUCAACUGGAACUGUUGAAUCCAAUGACUUAAAAAUAGAAAAUAAAACACACAAAAAGAAGCAUCCCACCCAGGUGCAACAGUGGCUCAAGCAACUCUCAGCCGAAACAGAAACGGAACCGUCUAUUGGUGAACCAAAAAACUUUGAUUCACUCUAACCAGUUAUUAGAAGAUAUUAAUAUUAUUAAUAUUUAUCUUACCUUCGUCAUGGGGACCAUGUUCCUGUUUUACAGAACCAUGAGACUAGAUCUGUUCAGUUUUACUCUCAUAUCAGAACUAUGAUUUGCCUUAUUAAGCAAUUGUAGGAGUAAGCAACCAGUUUUAUGUGCUUGCACAUAAUGUACUUUUUUUCCCCCUUACAGUAUUUUUUUAAACUCCACAUAUGAGUGGAUCAGGAUAUUGCUCAAUGCAAAACACCGUGUUAAAGUUUCCUCCUUCCAACAAGUUGCAAUCCUUCGUUUGUCUCUGUCCUUUUUUUCUUCUGGUUUAAUUUUGUUGUGGUUUGAUUUUAUGGCACAAGUUACAAAACAUUCUUCCAACAAACUAUGUUGCUGAAUUUUCAGUUUUUGUUAAGAUGUAUAAAGCUAGUCAGAAACAUGUGAAUUUCCAUUAACAUGUUGUCUAAGGUGCUUUUUAAGUAUGUAAAUGGAAGCAAGAGCAUAACAGUUAAUCCUAAUUUACAUUACCAGUUUUCUAUUAUAACUUACUGAGUACAAUUUUUCAGUCUGAGGAGUGUCAAGAGCAUGCCUCUUUGAGGCACACUCAAUUCUAUACUAUGCUGCUUUUAUUUUUUAAGCAAGACAUAUCUCUUAAUUGACUUGUCAGAAGUUUUUGCUGACCUUUGAGGCUACUGUAAUUCAUAUUACAUUUGCUACUUAGUACUUCCAUAUUAUAGCUUGAGUAGAAUAACGUCCAAUGCUCUAUAAAAUGUGAUCUGUCACAAGUGAUGUCAGUUGCAAUACCUUAAGUUAAUCAAUGCUGUCUGGUAUGUGUCAAUGGAAUGUUAGGGUGUGGAAGUGUUGGAUCAUCUCAUUCUUUUCAUAGUGAGACUCCUUGAGACUUCACAUUGCAUUUUUUUAAAUGAUUGUGUACUUCUAGUGUAAGGUGAUACUCGUUGUCCUUAGUAUCACCAAUGUUUUGCUUCUUUCAUUUUUUAAAAAAAGUUUUAUUAUUUAAAAAAAUGAAUUUGUAUUAAUUUUAGCCUUUGCAUUUGCCUCAGGAAAAGUUCUGUGGCAUAAGGGCUGUGGCUGUGAUGGAUUGACUUUAUUAAUGAUUCACAUUUCUGAAUAUUAUUGCCUUUCCCUUGAGGGUAUGUUAACUUUUAAGUAAGGUAGGUGCAUUACAUGUGGCUUCCUGGUGAACUCAGUUGGUUUUCAGUUCUUUAGAUGUUUGAGGCGCACUGCCAGCACAUGUGAAUGGACUGAAUUUUCCAACUGGAUAUUAUCAAGUGUGUGUGUGUUUUUUUUUUUUUUUUUUUUUUUUUUUGGGGGGGGGGGGUCUGUGUACGUGACAUAAAUUUUUUUUCCUGUGUUCUUACCUUUUUGGGUUAAAAGGUAACUAUGACUGACCUCUGGUUGUGUGUGGAGCACUCCAGAAGCGGAAAUCAACACCAUUUAUAUAAGAUUCUUCUUUGAUAAAUUACUAACUAAGCAAGCUUCAUUGUAGGCACACCAAUUGUAAUAGUCACUUGAAUAAAUAUUUCAAAGAGCAUGAA